ACUGACACUGAACGCGGUUUUGAUUUGUUGAUAAACAAUACUGCACCACACAUCAAAAUUCAUCAGCUUAUGAAACUAUAACCAACUCUUCUUUCUUCCCUCUCUAGACCAGAAACAUUUUUUUCUGAUAUUUGCAAGUUAAAGAGGGAGACUCAAAAUGGCAGAAACAAUUUUUCGAUGUGAAGAGGGAAGUCUAUUGGGAGGGCUUUGGCAAGUGAUUCAACUCAUCAAGGAUGAGUUGGGGCACAUGAGAGCUUUCCUAAGAGUGGCAGAAACAAAAGAAGAAGAUGCUGAUCCGAGACUCCAAGAAUGGAUCAAGCAAGUACGAGAAGUAGCGUAUGACACUGAAGAUGUUCUUAAUGAAUUCGUAGCUGGCUUUGCUCGCCAUCGAGCAACAGGCUUCCAUGGCUCUGUUCGGAGAAUUUUCAACUCCAUAAGGACUUUGCGAGCUCGUCAUAAGGUUGCUGAGCAAUUACAGAGCAUCAAGACUAGAGUAAAGAAUAUUUCUGAAGGGCAUCAGACAUACCAAUCAGAAUUUGGUCUUAUUGCCCAAGCGUCCGGGUCUCUUCCUGCUUCUAACAAUACAACGUGGCGCUAUAGCAGGGAUGAUGCACUUCUUGUAGAAGAAAGUGAUUUGAUUGGCAUUGACAAGCCCAAAGAACAGCUAAUUUCUCAACUGCUCGAGGGGGAUGAUUCCCAACUCAAAGUUGUUUCUGUGGUUGGAAUGGGCGGACUAGGAGCUCCUGAAAGACUUGAUUCGACAGCUACACAAGGAAUUGAAGAAAUCAGUCCCACAAUUGAUUGAAUCCAUGACUAGUAUUGAUCUGAAAGAAUUUGUCAAAGAUUUUCUUCAACAAGCUGGAAGGUAUGUCAUUGUGUUUGAUGGUGUAUGAGAUGUGAAAUUCUAGAAUGCGAUCAGCUUUACACUAUCUGAGAAUGGCUAUGGCAAUCGUGUUAUGCUAGCAACACGAAAAGCUGAUGUAGCCUCUGCGUCUUGCAUCAAAUCUCAUAAUUAUGUUCUCAAAAUGGUUUGACUAUCUUUGAAGAUUCAUGGAUCCUAUUUUGUAAAAAGAUAUUUAAAAAACAUGGUUGCCCGUCCAUCCAAUGGAUGUUACAAGAGGUAUAUUGGGUAAAUGUGAGGGUUUGCCCCUGGCGAUUCUUGCAGUCAAUGGACUUUGGCUUUGAAACACUUGAAUAUAGUAGAGGAAUGGGAGAUGGUUCAAUGCAGUCUUGAGGGUGAAUUAGAAGGCUUUCGUACGUGGAAAGAUACUUUCUCUCAGCCACAAUGAUCUUCCUUGACAUCUUAAGAUCUGUUUGUUUACUUAUGUAUGUACCCAGAGGAUUCUGAAUAGGUUGCUAUAGACUUGUUGAAUUAUGGAUUGUUGAAAGGUUUGUAGAAAAGAGAGAAGGAAUGACUAUGGAAGAUAUAGGCUACAGUUAUCUUAACGAACUUGUCAAGUAACAACUAGUUUCUAUGAAGAAAUCCCCAGCAUUUAUUGAAUCCAUGAUCUAGUGCAAGAAAUUAUUCUUUCGAAGACAAGGGAACAAAACAUUUGGUAAUCCAUUUGGUAACAUUUGGUAACUUGACAAUUAACUACUGGACAACGCGCAAGGUGGCGCUAUCUGAGAAGGUACGCCAUUUGGUAAUCCAUAGGAGUAGUAGUAACAACACCCAGCACCAUCAAAGAGGCUAAUAUUAUUGCAUUGACCACCUUUGAUCCUUUAUUACAGUUGAAUCCAUAAGUCCACUAGUAUCCAGAAUCUUGUUAUCUGAAGUUUUAAAGAGUAGCAGAUUGUUAAAUGUUUUGGAUUUGAGAGGUGAAAAGACGUUGGAGGAAAUCCCAAAUGAGAUUUUCAAAUUGUAUCAUCUCAGGUAUUUGAACCUAUGUGGUACGGGAGUUAAAGAAGUCCCGAAAUCCAUAGGAAAGCUUCAAAAUUUGAAGUAUUUAAAUUUGGCUGAAACUCAAGUCUGGGAAUUACCGAUGGGAAUUCUGAAGUUACAAAAGCUUGAGCAUCUUAUACUUUAUAGAAUAGUUUAUCCUUGAGAUCAUAGUUAUGGACAUCAUGAAUUUACGGCUCCUACAAAAUUGGGAGGGCUUUUUGCCCUAAAAACAUUAACCACCAUAGAUGCAAGUAGUGGAUCCAUAGUUAAAGAGAUGGGACAACUGACUCUUUCAAAUCUGAGAAGAGAAGAUGGAAAGGAGCUCUGCUUCUCCGUUGCCGCUCUCACUAGCCUUUGGGAGUUAACCAUUUCUUCAAUUAGAAAAGAUAAUGAUGAUUAACAGCAUUCUCUUUCUUCUUCAAUGUCUUCUUCGUUUCUCCAAUCUCUUCGCAUGCUACUAUUGGCUGGCCGCUUAGAAAAGAUGCCACAGUGGAUAACUCUUCUUCAAAGCCUGUUUAGCAUAGAUUUGGGUUGGAGCAGUUCAAGUAAUAAGGAGGAUCCGCUUGAAUUCUUUCACUCUAUGCCAAAUUUGAGUAUUAUUCAAUGUUUUGGAUCUUACCAAGGACAGGGAUUGGCGAUUCAAGAAUGGAGGAUUCUCAAAGCUAAAGAAAAUGUACGCAAGGAAAUUAGAAUGGUUAAGACGGAUGAAAGUGGAGGAGGGUGCAUUGCCCUGUAUCCAAGAAAUAAAUCUGGGAGAACUCCCAUUACCGGAGGAGUUACCUACAGGAAUUCAACGCUUGAUGAUAUUCCAAAGCUGGGUUUGUAUGAGUUGAGUUCUCAAAUGACGCAGAAUCUAGAGAAUUAGAACGAAGAAAGUGAAGAUUAUAAAAGAAUUGCAUACAUUCCUGAAGUUGUUAUUGGUUUGUUGACAAAUAAUGGAUGGAGUCUACACCGGCUGUGGGGGAAGAUGUGGAUAUUUCCUUACUCGUAACCACGCAAUUUCUCUUCUUUUUUUCAUAUCAUUUUAUUUUUUUAACGGUUGCUGGAAGUUCAAUUUUGUAUCUUUUUGUAUAUAUCUCGUAUUAAAUGAUCUUGUUUAUAGACAAUAUUUUACUCUGUU
Molecule: messenger RNA, 3002 nt
Organism: Coffea arabica (coffee)
Lineage: Eukaryota; Viridiplantae; Streptophyta; Magnoliopsida; Gentianales; Rubiaceae
Product: putative disease resistance protein At1g50180
Source: RefSeq, a predicted model, not a curated record